Drosophila santomea is the source of this 1083-nucleotide messenger RNA. RefSeq names its product acylphosphatase-2. The transcript has a single exon. The record is from RefSeq and is a predicted model, not a curated record. Gene Ontology annotation, molecular function: acylphosphatase activity. The coding region runs from base 94 to 426 and encodes 110 amino acids. Lineage: Eukaryota; Metazoa; Arthropoda; Insecta; Diptera; Drosophilidae.
CCGACAUUGCUGUAACGAAAACUGACAAAAAUCAACUAAAUUUCAACAACAUUAAGUCGGAGUUAUUUCUAGAAAAGACAAAGCAAACUAAACAUGAUGCAGCCAGCGGACCAGAUCUUCGCCUGCGGAUUCGAGCUCUUUGGGCGAGUACAGGGUGUGUGCCUGCGGAAGCAGACCCGAGAUCUCGCCACAAUGAACCAGGUGCGCGGGUGGGUGAUGAACACGGACGAGGGCACGGUGAAGGGUCAGCUGGAGGGCACCCUGCCCAAGGUCAACGAGCUGAAGUUCUGGCUUCUGAAUUUCGGCAGUCCGCGCUCGAUUAUCGAGCGGGCGGAGUUCACGCCCACCAAGGAGAUCACAUCGCACAACUUUAGCCGCUUCUCGAUUCGCUACCACAACGUGUCAGCCACGAAAAAGGCCAUUUAAUGGAGGAAUAGUAACUUGUCUGCUACCAAAUUGUAACUGUGUAUUGCUGUAAUUAUUUGUUUGGACCUUUAAAUUGAGCUGCCUACGAAGUGCUUCUACGAACAUCAUUUAUAAACCUCUAAAAUGAAAAACAGGCUGCCAGCCACUAAUUAAGCCGCACAAAGAAAUGCUCAGCGCAAUUACAUGGAGGCUGGCACAUCCACUAUAUACUUAUUUUUAUAUAUCUACAAAAGUAAAUAUAUGUGAGAUGACUUGGUUAGACAGACACCUGCAGCUUCAGCUUCAGCUUUAGCUUCAGUUUUCGCUUCGGCUUGGCCACAUUUCCAGUUGAGCGACGCCCCAAACUGGCAAUGAGUUUUUACGGCACACAAACAGCAGCCAACUGCCAACUGCCAACAGCCAAGAGCCGUGAGUCGAGCAACAGACAAUACUGGGUAUACGGAAUAUCUAGAAUAACAACAGAGAGCCGCAAAUAUUUAUUGCAGUGCGCUGAACAAGAGCAAAUUGAGUAUUUUGAUUGAAGGUGAAAAUCUGGAAGUAUCGUGACUUUUCAAGGCGGAAGGUAUUAUAAAAGUACAUUUUAAGGAAGUGUGUCUUCAAUUUAAUUUGUAUCUGUAAAAGGAAGAUAGAAAUAAAGAUAGUAAUCUGUAAAAAGAA